Molecule: messenger RNA, 1134 nt
Organism: Labrus mixtus (cuckoo wrasse)
Lineage: Eukaryota; Metazoa; Chordata; Actinopteri; Labriformes; Labridae
Product: zinc finger protein 408-like
Exons: 6
Coding region: 1-1134 (377 amino acids)
Biological process (GO): regulation of transcription by RNA polymerase II
Molecular function (GO): DNA-binding transcription factor activity; RNA polymerase II cis-regulatory region sequence-specific DNA binding
Source: RefSeq, a predicted model, not a curated record
AUGCUGCAGCCGGUGAUUACAGAUGACGAACAGAUGAAUCACCGAGGGGAACGUCCCUUCUCCUGCCCUCACUGUGAGAAGACGUACAGCCUGAAGCGGGACCUGAAGGAGCACCUGGUGCUACACUCAGGGGAGAAGCCGUAUGUCUGCCAUCACUGCGGGGAAGCCUUCGCACGCUGGCCGUCCCUACGCAUUCACCGCCUCCUGCACUGCAGCAGAGUGACCUACACUCAGACUCCAAAGGUUCAGUGUCCGCUCUGUCCCAAGCUGCUGGCUAACGGCGGCUCUCUAAGGAACCACAUGAAGCUGCACACGGGGGAGAAACCUCACAACUGUCAGCACUGUGGGAGGAGCUUCAGUCAGAAAGGUAACCUGGAGUCUCACCUGAGGAUCCACAGUGGAGAGAAGCCGUAUCACUGCUCCGACUGCGAUAAGAGUUUCUCUCAGAAGACCGAGCUUCGUCGUCACAUGUUCUGUCACUCAGGGGGAGGACGGUUCCUCUGCAGCUUCUGUGGAAAAUCUCUGAGAGACCCCCACAGCCUGAAGUCCCACGAGAGACUGCACACAGGAGAGAGACCACACCGCUGCCCUGUCUGUGGGAAAGGCUACACGUUGGCCACCAAACUGAGGAGACACAUCAAAACUCCCCAUGCUGCAAAGAAACCAUUCAGUUGUCACUGUGGAGCCUCGUACACCGUGAGACAGAGUCUGCUCAGACACCAGGCACAACACCCCGUAGAUGGAGGGGCCAAUAAAGAGAGGGCGGAGUCACAGGGAGGACCUCAGGAGGAGGGGAAGGGGGAGGGGUCACAGAAAGGAAACGGAGAGGACACUGACAGCAACGAGAGAGUGUAUUUACAAUCAGAGGACGACCCAGGAAGUACUCGCUCCCAGGGGAGAACAGGGCGGGGCAAGGGAAGAGGAGGAGGAUUCAGGGAAAAGAAGAUGCAGCAGAAAGAGAAGGAGAGAAGGAGGCUUUGGAGUUCUGCCCCUCUGAUGCUCACAACCGAUAACUCGCUGCCAGGUGGGGCAGGAUCAGAGCUGGUGGAGGUGGUUAUAUCUGAUGAGGCGGAGCAGUGCAUUGUGGUCCAGGGGCAGCAGACGGUUGGAGAGCUGCUGAUCCUUCAGGAUUAA